Xyrauchen texanus (razorback sucker) is the source of this 2346-nucleotide messenger RNA. Its product is annotated as purine nucleoside phosphorylase LACC1-like. The record is from RefSeq and is a predicted model, not a curated record. NCBI's taxonomy places the organism in Eukaryota, Metazoa, Chordata, Actinopteri, Cypriniformes, Catostomidae. Bases 146 to 1474 code for a protein of 442 amino acids. The transcript has 5 exons. Gene Ontology annotation, molecular function: copper ion binding.
UUGCGUUGUAAAUAAAACAAAAGUUCCUCGUUUGAGAACUAUAUAGCCUAUUCAGGUGUGGUGUGAUAGCCCUUACACAUCCUCUAUCCCAGGCAAAGCGACCUAAACGUGCAACGCUCGGCACAAGAUUACGUAACUAUCAGAGAUGGCCACAGUUACACUGGUGGAUCUCACGCAUCUCAGUUGUCCGGAAUACGACGUUUGUCUGGAAAAGCGCAUCAGCACGUUUUGUGCAAUGACUAGGAAAGGGUCACAUGAACGUGUCUUUAUCAUAAUAGACCAACAUGUAGAGAACUCCGUGGGGACGGACCGCUUUCACAGAACCGCUAUUCUGGAGACGUUUGUCGGUUUAAGUGGAAAUACCCCACAUGUUCUGUGCAAAAGCUCUCUUUCAGCCUCGCUGUACUCAUUCAAACAGGCUAUAGACAAAGAGGACAUCAGCGAUAUAAAGUUCGUUACUUCGAGCCACGGAAGAGAUAUGUUUCGGCUUUAUCAGGAGCUCCUCUUCACUUCGGCGUUUAAUUUUGAGUACAUUAUAAUGUUUGACGAUCUGUCCUGUACGCUGGGUGACCUCACAGUCAGCAGCACUGACGUUCAACAUGAGGUUACCACGUUUUUACAGCACCUACCAGCGGCCAAAGGAGAUAUUACAAUUCUUAGGUCCUCUAUAAUUUCAGACUGUUUUGCUCAUGGCUUCACCACUCGUACCGGAGGUAUAUCUUACAUCAGCACUCUGAGCUCACUCAACCUCUUUUGCAACCCUCAACGAAAAGAUUCACGAGCUGUGGUGGCCGAGAACCUCCGGCGCCUCGGCCUGCAGGCUGGAUUUAGACCUCAUCAGUUCAACCUCCUAAAGUGUAAUCAUGCCAGUGAUGUGUGGGUGAUGGGCAAACCUGCACCCGACAGUUAUGAUGGAUUGGUGACCAAUCAAGUAGGUGUUGUCAUAGCAGCACCAGGGGCCGACUGCAUGCCGCUGCUGUUCACUGACCCUGUGGCAAAGGUAAUUGGAGUAGCACAUGCAGGCUGGAGGGGUACUAUCAUGGGAAUUGCCAUGGCAACAGUGAAAGCCAUGGUUUCAGAGUUUGGUAGUAGGCCUGCAGACAUAGUAUGUGUGAUCGGGCCUUCUGUCGGACCAUGCUGUUUUACUCUGAAGCAAGAUUCGGCCAGGGAGUUCCAUGCCAUACAUCCAGACUGUGUUAGACACAUGGACUCACCUUCACCGUAUGUUGAUAUCAGACUCACAACCAGAAUUCUGCUGGAGAGAGGUGGCAUUAAACCAGAACACAUCCAGGACGUCAGACUGCCAAACAAAACUGAUUCCAUGCUGUGCACCUCCUGCCAACCUGAGUUAUUCUUCUCCCAUGUAAGGGAUAGAAUGAAAUUUGGGACACAGAUUGGUUUUGUGUGGAUCAAAGAAUCCCAUGAUAUGAACAAAUCAGACCAAGAAUCACUGUAUUCACCAAGUUCUGAUUGAAAACAGACCUUUAUCAAACUCAGAUAUGAUAAUACUGUGGACACUUUAUUAUUUGCAUUUAAACAGGGUUCCCAUGGUAAUGGAAAUCAAAACCUGGAAAUAUUAUGGAAUUUUUAAAUCGUGAUUUCAGGCUUGGAAUGGACUAAGGGAAAUUUUUGUGGUGAAUUGUUCAUUACUUUUUAAAUGGCCAGAUAUUGCUUAUUUGAGACAUUAGUACACAAAAAAAUGUUCUCUAUAUUGAAUAUAAUCCAGGGGUUUUCAGAACUUUUUGAUGCCAAGGACCCCUGAAUAUGAGGAUCCCCUGACGAGAGAACCCCAGCACUGUAUAUAUAUAUAUAUAUAUAUAUAUAUAUAUAUAUAUAUAUAUAUUCAUAUUUGUAUGAGGCUGACCACAGUGCUGUUUACAGUACUGUUCGAUUUAUAAACCUGAAGGAAAACCCUUUUCAAUUCUAUAGGAAUAAUUUUGAAAAACUCUGAUCUAUUAAAGAUUGGUACCUGACAUACAAAUGGAAGUAUGCCCAGCAAUAUGCAUUUUUUAUUUUAUGAUUUCUGAAAUCAUUUUCAGAUUUCUUAAAUCCUUAUCUAGUAUCAAAAGUGACUGGAAAGAUAUUGGGAAAGUCAUCGCCUGAAACAUUUGGGACCCCUUUUGAAAGCUGCUCAGAGAAACUUCACCAUAAAUACAUAACUCAGGAAUUGUCUUUUCAUGUAUGAAUGCGAGUUGUGUUCUGGGAGUGAGAAGUUUAAUUAAACUAUACUGUAUUUAAAUGGUUUGAUACAGAUUGACAAUGAACGUGGAUGUACACUAGAGGGAGCUAUUGUUUUCUUUCUCUGCGUGACUACAAUUUACCUAUUUGUAUGAUCGGUACAAACGA